Molecule: messenger RNA, 1635 nt
Organism: Daldinia childiae
Lineage: Eukaryota; Fungi; Ascomycota; Sordariomycetes; Xylariales; Hypoxylaceae
Product: Nuclear GTP-binding protein NUG1
Exons: 2
Coding region: 1-1635 (544 amino acids)
Cellular component (GO): nucleolus
Molecular function (GO): GTP binding
Source: RefSeq, a predicted model, not a curated record
AUGGCCAAUCAUAUCACAAAACCGAAGAAGGCCAAGUCCAAGCGGACUCCCGUUCGUCUACGACAUAAAAUCGAGAAGGCCUCGGCCGCAAAGCAGCGCAAAGCCAGAAAAGAAGCCAAGAAGAACCCACAAUGGACGUCCAAGCUGAAGAAGGACCCUGGUAUCCCCAACCUAUUCCCCUACAAGGAGAAGAUCCUACAUGAAAUUGAAGAGGGUCGACGAAGGAAACAAGAGGAACAGCAACGCCGGAAAGAGUUAGCUAAGGCUGCGAAGACCGGUUCUACGAACGAAGCUGAGAAGGACGAAGAUGCUAUGGAUGGCGCUGAGGAUGGAGACUUCGACGGAUUUUCCGAAGAUAAUGAUGAUGCGAUGGAUGAGGACAAUGUGGAUGAUUCCUUAGAUCCCAUGGCGGCACUUAUUGCGAGCGCCAGAGCUGCUGCCGAUAAGUAUGAUCGGGAACUCCAAAGUGGAGACGACAUGGAAGGAGACGAGUCAUCAGAUGACGAUUUCGAAGAUGGGAGCGCUGAGCUGCGCGCUCAAUCCUCGUCGCGGAAAGCCCACGACAAGGUCUUCAAGCAAGUUGUAGACCAAGCAGAUGUCGUCCUCUAUGUUUUAGAUGCCAGAGACCCAGAAGGAACGAGGUCGAGAGAAGUCGAACGCAUGGUGAUGGCAGCGGCAAGCGGCGGCAAGAGGUUAAUACUCAUCCUCAACAAGAUCGACUUAGUCCCGUCGCAUGUCCUUAAGGACUGGCUCACAUACCUACGGAGAUAUUUCCCUACACUUCCACUACGCGCUUCUGGCUCCGCGCCCAAUGCGCAGACCUUCAAUCACCGCGAUCUCACCGUCCAAAGUACCUCAUCUACGCUCUUCAAGUCCCUAAAAUCCUUCGCCGCUACUAAGCAGCUCAAGCGCGCUGUGUCAGUCGGUGUUAUCGGCUACCCCAACGUCGGCAAGUCUUCUGUCAUCAAUGCGCUACUCUCGCGAGUUGGCGGCGGCCGCAGUGCUGCUGCUUGCCCCGCGGGCGCCGAGGCGGGUGUAACAACAAGCAUCCGCGCGGUUAAGAUCGACAGCAAGCUCACGCUUCUCGACUCCCCCGGGAUCGUAUUCCCUUCCGCGUCAGCGCCGACAAGCGAGGCUCCAUCGAAGAAGAGCGCCGUAGAGGCGCACGCUCACCUGGUUCUUCUCAACGCCAUCCCGCCGAAGCAGAUCGACGAUCCGAUACCGGCUGUCACGCUGCUACUUAGGAGACUAGGGGCGUCGCCGGAACUCCUCCAGAGACUUAUGGAUGUGUAUGACAUCCCGCCGCUAAUGACGGCUGCGGACGGAGACGCUACGACGGAUUUCCUGGUCCAGGUCGCGCGGAAGCGUGGACGGCUCGGGCGCGGCGGAGUGCCGAAUCUCACGGCGGCUGGUAUGACGGUCGUGACGGACUGGCGCGACGGACGUAUACAGGGAUGGGUCGAUGCGCCGGUGUUGCCGGUCGCGACGGAGAUAUCGGCUACGGCGGUGUCGGCGAGCGCGUCGACGGCUAUGCCGGAUCAGAAGGAGAUCGUUACGGAGUGGGCGAAGGAGUUUAAGCUUGAGGGGCUGUGGGGAGAUGAUGGGGAGAAGGAUGGGGAUAAGAUGGAGCAGUGA